Messenger RNA from Eucalyptus grandis, 1447 nucleotides. Its product is annotated as NADPH-dependent aldo-keto reductase, chloroplastic. The record is from RefSeq and is a predicted model, not a curated record. Gene Ontology annotation, molecular function: aldose reductase (NADPH) activity. Gene Ontology annotation, cellular component: cytosol. The transcript has 7 exons. Bases 229 to 1176 code for a protein of 315 amino acids. NCBI's taxonomy places the organism in Eukaryota, Viridiplantae, Streptophyta, Magnoliopsida, Myrtales, Myrtaceae.
CUGUCAAAUGAUCAAGACCCAUUGCUAGAUCAUUCUUAUCGAAACGGGAAUUCACUAGUAUCCACACGUUUCCUUAGUAAGGACACCAACGUAGCUGUCGCUCCCUGUUCUCAUCUAAUUUCGAACUGGCUUUUGUUCCACACUCUGCGGCGUUGUGCGAGUCGAGUCUUCUUGCGCUUGCCUGAACUUGCUUGGACCUCUGUUUUUCACGAGAAGGAACCUGGAAAAAUGGCCAAUGCGAUCAGAUACUUUGAGCUGAACACAGGAGCUAAGAUCCCUUCAGUGGGAUUGGGGACAUGGCAGUCUGAUCCUGGGCUCGUGGGCAAAGCUGUCAACAUCGCCAUUCGGCAUGGAUACCGGCAUAUCGAUUGUGCGCAAGUUUAUGCGAAUGAAGCAGAGAUUGGAGCGGUUUUCAAAAAUUUGAUCGAAGAGCGCGUGGUUAAACGGGAGGAUUUGUUUAUCACUUCCAAACUCUGGAAUACUGAUCACCUCCCAGAGGAUGUGCCGGUGGCUUUGGAAAGAACCUUGCGCGACUUGCAGCUUGACUAUGUAGAUUUGUACCUCAUGCACUGGCCACUACGGAUGAAGAAGGGAACGGAGGGAUUUAACCCUGAAAACAUCGAGCAACAUGACAUACCGAGCACAUGGAGGGCGAUGGAAUUACUAUAUGAUUCAGGUAAGGCGCGAGCCAUUGGAGUCUGCAAUUUCUCCACUAAGAAGUUGGCAGAUCUGUUGGAGAUCGCACGCGUGCCUCCUGCUGUGGUUCAGGUGGAAUGUCAUCCUUCGUGGCAACAGAAGAAGCUGUAUGAAUUUUGCAAAUCCAAAGGAAUUCACUUGACUGGUUACUCGCCUUUAGGAUCGCCUGGCUCGUCAUUCAUGAAAAGCGAGGUUUUGAAGCAGCCGGUGGUGACCACAGUGGCAGAGAAGUUGGGAAAGAGUCCAGCACAGGUUGCUCUAAGGUGGGGUCUUCAGAUGGGUCACAGUGUGCUUCCCAAAAGCACUAAUGAGAAAAGAAUCAUGGAGAAUUUCGACGUUUUCGACUGGUCUAUACCAGACGACGUGUUCGCUGAGUUUUCGGAGAUUGAACAGGCGAGGCUGCUUAGGGCAACAGUUUUUGUCCAUGAGACUCUCAGCCCAUACAAGACCGUGGAGGAAUUCUGGGAUGGAGAGAUCUAAGCAUGGAAAGGCAAUGGAUUAAAGUAAAGAGGAGUGUGCAGACGCAUGGGAGUCUGUCAUUUCAUCCAGUUUAUGUCUGAAGUUAGUUCAAAUAAUCCUAGCCACGUCUGCUAGAUAAAAAGUGCGGUAUACCUAGUCUUGUUGCUGUUUGUGUUAAUUUGCAAUGUGAAAUGUUCAUGGUCAUUAAACCCUCUCCCCUCGGUCAUAUUGAAUUUAGCAAGUAUCUUAUGCUACUUGGGAGUACAACACGCCAGUUCCUCUGUCCCUUUUA